CUGUUGACGUCACAAUGAAUGUUUACUGGGAUACGUUGACAUAUAGUUUAUUGACAACACAGCAGAUUGGUGCGGUUUUUAGUUUUUGGACUCAUUUUGAAAAAUGAAUUAAAUUGAAAGUGCUUAAUAAAAAAAACAAAAAACAUCAACAACAAUUGUGCGGCCCUCAGCUGUGUAAAUAAGAGCGUCACCUGUGCUCUCCGUCAACGUUGCAGGAAGCGUUUUGUGCGCUUAUUUUGCAACCAAGAGAAAAAGAAAGAAGAAAAAAAAACCUGCCGCCGACUCUGCUGAAAAAUUCUUUAACGCAAAGCGUUAAGCGUUCACAUCAGCGUCAGCUGGAGCGCGGGGGGAGAGAGGGAGCUAAACCUAACGAUAAUACCACAACAUCGUCAAUAUGAUUCCGUUAACGCACAAGGAUCGCAGCAAUUUUGGCUAUCGCAUCAAGGAGAAAUUGAACAGCUGGAAGCGUCUCAUAUUCUCCGAUCGCAAUUCGCGCAAUUUGUUUUUAUUUCUGCUGCUCAAUUUAAGUUUUGCAUUCGUGGAGCUAUUUUAUGGCAUUUUGACAAACAGCUUAGGUCUCAUCUCGGAUUCGUUUCACAUGUUCUUCGACUGCACGGGUCUUUUAGCCGGCUUAGCUGCCUCCGUGAUUACGAAAUGGAAGGCUAACGAUAAGUUUUCCUACGGCUAUGUACGCGCCGAGGUCUUGGCCGGCUUUGUCAACAGCUUGUUCCUGCUCUUCAUUGCAUUUUUCAUACUGUCCGAGGGUGUAGAGCGUUUAAUAGAACCGCCAGAGGUGAAGCACGAGCGUCUCUUUGUUGUAUCCGUUCUGGGACUGCUUGUGAAUCUCGUUGGCAUCUAUGCCUUUAAUCAUGGCGGUCAUGGACACUCCCACGGCGGUGGCGGUGGACACGGACACGGUCACUCUCACGGAGGUGGCUCAAAUCAUGGACAUUCCCAUAGCCACAAUGAUCUAAGCAAUCACAAUCAUCAGGCAAUCACUUUGGACAAUGGUCAUGGCCAUUCUCACGAUCACGGCAGUCAUGGACACUCACACGAUCUGGUCGGAAGUGGUAGCAACUCGCAGAUAAUGCGUGGCGUCUUCCUGCACAUCCUGGCAGAUACACUUGGCUCAGUGGGCGUCAUUAUAUCGGCGGUACUUAUGCAAAUGUUUGGCUGGAUGAUAGCGGAUCCAAUUUGUUCAAUAUUCAUAGCGCUACUAAUAGCGUUAAGCGUCCUCAGUCUAAUUAAGGAGUCUAUACUAAUUCUAAUGCAACGUCAGCCCUCAGCAUUGGAUCGAUCGCUGUUACAGUGCUACCAGAAAGUAACCGGCUUGGCUGGCGUCUAUUCGGUACAGGAGCCACACUUCUGGACCCUCUGCUCCGAUGUCUUUGUCGGUGCCAUCAAGCUGGAGGUGUCGAAGAAUGUGGAUCCCACGUAUGUGGUAACGCAUACACGGAUGAUCUUUGAGUCUGUUGGCGUCAAACAAAUCUACAUACAGCUCGAUUAUGUGUGAUGAUGAAAACAUUAACUCUAUAUAAACUAUAUAUAUAUAUAUACCUAUAGAUGUAUCUAUAUAUAUUGUAUAUGUAUGAUUACUAUGUAUAUUGAGCAGCGUGUGUAUGUAUUGUAGUACGAUAAUGACCAUGUGUGUUUUUUACCUAAAUUUUAGUUUAAGCUGAAUGCGCUUAAAUGUAAACGAAAGCGAUCUGUAAAGUAUAAUCUAAUCUUAUCGAUUAAUUUUCAAAGUUUUGUUAAUUUAUUUUCUGUAACUUGUUAAUGCGAUUCAUUCCAAUCUUAUAUGAAAGCCAAGCAUAAUGAACGUAGUGCAACAAAGCAGCAACAGCUGCUGUUUAUAUAAAAAAAACCCCCUAGUGUAAUUGUAAUAUAUAAGUCGAAAAUUGUGCAUUCAAAAAAGUACACGCAAUUAUCCUUAGUCCCAUUUUUUAAAUUAUUCGAAAGAACAAAACCAUAAACACAACGUACAUAUAUAAUUUGACUGAACAAUAUUUCACAAACUUCCAUUUUUGUGUAAUGGAAAUACGAAAGAAAAUGCUAUUAUCUACUGUUGUGCUGCAUCAAAAUUAUGAACGAAAUAAAAUAGAAUUUGUUAACAUCUUUUUUACACACAAAUCUACAAUUGAAACUC
Messenger RNA from Drosophila innubila, 2146 nucleotides. RefSeq names its product zinc transporter 7 (gene ZnT86D). Gene Ontology annotation, molecular function: zinc ion transmembrane transporter activity. Gene Ontology annotation, biological process: transmembrane transport; zinc ion transport; intracellular zinc ion homeostasis. The coding region runs from base 395 to 1513 and encodes 372 amino acids. Gene Ontology annotation, cellular component: membrane; Golgi apparatus. NCBI's taxonomy places the organism in Eukaryota, Metazoa, Arthropoda, Insecta, Diptera, Drosophilidae. The record is from RefSeq and is a predicted model, not a curated record. The transcript has 4 exons.